Aethalodelphis obliquidens (Pacific white-sided dolphin) is the source of this 5341-nucleotide messenger RNA. It is a transcript of the gene RIOX1, whose product is annotated as ribosomal oxygenase 1. NCBI's taxonomy places the organism in Eukaryota, Metazoa, Chordata, Mammalia, Artiodactyla, Delphinidae. The record is from RefSeq and is a predicted model, not a curated record. The transcript is spliced from 2 exons. Gene Ontology annotation, cellular component: nucleolus. Gene Ontology annotation, molecular function: histone H3K4 demethylase activity; histone H3K36 demethylase activity. Bases 1453 to 3426 code for a protein of 657 amino acids.
GGCCCCCUCCCCACCCCUGCCGCCCGAGUGAACUGGAUUGACGAGGGACCAAAGUUCCCCUGGACCAAGACGCUGCGCGCAGCUCUUCCUAAACAGCAUGGGCAGCUUGGAGAGAACACGUGGGACUCAGAGUUGGUCUCCCGCAGCAGCUCGGGGACACAGGAAAUUUUUUGGAUGGACGCUCAACUGCCACCAAAAACAGUGAGGAUAUCGCUCACCUCUGCAUCUCCGGUGUCUAGAAGAGCGCCUGGCAUAUGGUCACCUCUCAAGACCUUCUGAAGUAGGAUAACACUAGACGUGGACUCUAAAAAGAAUCGUAGGCAGCCUGUAUAUAUAGUGACGCUCCUCUGAGUCACUUUGACUGGAGAAACUUGGGUCACUUGGUUAAGCACAAGCCAAUCAUUGUGGCCAGGCCUUCCACAGUCUGGGAGCAUUCACUGUGUUCUGCAGCACUUCUGGAGACCAAGUGAAGUCCCAGCACAGGAUGAGGAAGUUCUUCAAAGGAAAUUCAGUGUCUUUCGUCGCGGGGGCGGGGGUGGAUGGCCGGGAUGGAUGCUGGGCAGGUAGAGUCAGCAUAUGUUCACUGAAUAUGGAAUUAUUAAGUCAGAAAAUAUUCCUUUCCAGUUUAAUUAAGAAGUAGCCUUGGAGAUGAACUUCAAGUUUGAGCUGGAUUAAACUAGCAAAGAUGAAGGGAAGAAAAAGGAAAGUGUGCAUUUCCUUGCAGGUUGAUCGUGUCCUCUGAAACGUGUCCCAUGAAGGCAGGUGAUAGUCUGUUUCGUUGUCUUGUCUAUGAUUGUUACUCCGAUGCCAUCGCAAUGUCUGUCACUUACUAGUCAGUAAACAUUUGUUAAAUUAAAAAAAUAAAAUAAAAAAAGAAUAAAAGUAGAAAAGUCUGUAGCUUCAUUUUCAGAGAGAGAGCAAUGACUGAAAAUUUGUAAUGGAGAGGGGAGGAAGGGAAGUUAGGCGGAGGAAUUUAGGGCUUCAAUCAGUCUGUAAAGAGACCCAGGUGGAUCGAAAUUUGAACCUAGAACUUUGCCUGAGGGCAUUCCUUGAAACCAAGAAUUGUGCGCUUUCUCAUGCAAAGCUGCUGGGGAACGUGUUUUUCAGAAACGGGGACCUCCCGAGGAACACUGCAAUUUGCAGACACUAGAAGGAAAAAGUUCAGUAGCUAACUUUCUUUCUCCUGGAGUCCUUGGCAACUUGAUUUGUAAACUGCCCCCUAAAUAUGGAAUUCGUGUUAAUUUGGCAGGGACUCCGCCGCUCUAGCGGGAAGCCAUGCAUUGAAUUAACAUUUUCUAAAGGGGCCAGCCGGAGGCGCCGGCGGAAGAAUGGUGGGCGGGGACAACCCAGAGGCGGCUGGAGGCCCACCCCUUUCCCAGAGUACACUGCGGAAGCCGACUGCCUGAGCCGGUUUCUCGCCAUCUCCCGCUGGGCUCGGGAGAGGGUAGGACCAUGGACGGGCUCCGGGCUAGCGCUGGGCUGCCGAGGCGCGGGCGGUUGAGGCGCCGGCGCCAGCCACAGCCACAUAGCGGGUCGGUCCUGGCCCUGCCCCUGAGGCCCAGGAAGAUCCGAAGGCAGCUGAGGAGAAGUGUCGCCUCCCGGAUGGCCGCACUGAGGGCCCAGGCGCUGCCGAGCGAGGACUCGGAGGACUCGAGGGUGGAGUCGAUGGUCGACGAUCGCAGGGACCCGCUGGCUGGAGGGGCGGCGGCCCUCUCGGAUGUGACCCGGCGGGAGCCGUACGGCCACCUCGGGCCCGCGGAGCUGUUAGAGGCCUCGCCCGCGUCCCGAUCCCUGCAGACUCCCCGCGCCCUGGUGGAGGCGCAGACCCCAUCGGCGCGCUUGGUGGAGGCGCAGACCCCGCCGGCGCGCCUGGUGGAGGCAUCCGCCCUGCCGGCACGCCUGGUGCAGGCCUCGGGCCCCCCGCCGCGCUUGGUGGAGCCCUCGGCCGUGCUGUGCUCUGCCCAGCACUUGGCGGCCGCCCCGCCGUCCGUGGCUCCAGCGACGCUGUCGGGGCCGCAGGGGGAAAGCGCGGGUGGGGAGCUGCCCUGGGACUCCCCGCUGCAGCGCGUCUUGGCUGAGCUGAACCGCAUCCCCAGCAGCCGGCGGCGGGCGGCGCGCCUCUUCGAGUGGCUCAUCGCGCCCAUGCCGCCCGACCAUUUCUACCGGCGCCUAUGGGAGCGCGAGGCUGUGCUGGUGCGGCGGCAGGACCACACCUACUACCAGGGUCUUUUCUCUACCGCCGAUCUGGACUCAAUGCUGCGCGACGAGGAGGUGCAGUUUGGGCAGCACCUGGACGCCGCGCGCUACAUCAGUGGGCGGCGCGAGACCCUGAACCCACCCGGCCGCGCCCUGCCCGCCGCCGCGUGGUCCCUGUACAGGGCCGGCUGCUCCCUGCGCCUCCUCUGUCCGCAGGCUUUCUCCACCACCGUGUGGCAGUUUUUGGCUGUGCUCCAGGAGCAGUUUGGAAGCAUGGCAGGCUCCAACGUUUACCUCACGCCCCCCAACUCGCAGGGCUUUGCCCCCCACUACGACGAUAUCGAGGCUUUUGUGCUGCAGCUGGAAGGUAGGAAACUCUGGCGGGUCUACCGACCGCGGGUUCCGACCGAGGAACUAGCCCUGACAUCCAGCCCCAACUUCAGUCAGGACGACCUAGGAGAGCCGGUGCUGCAGACGGUGCUGGAACCUGGAGAUUUGCUCUAUUUUCCCAGAGGCUUCAUUCACCAAGCCGAAUGCCAGGAUGGAGUGCACUCUCUGCACCUGACCUUGUCCACAUACCAGCGCAAUACCUGGGGCGACUUCCUGGAGGCCGUACUGCCUCUGGCAGUGCAGGCUGCAAUGGAGGAAAAUGUGGAGUUUCGUAGGGGACUGCCCCGAGACUUUAUGGAUUACAUGGGGGCCCAGCAUUCGGAGUCUAAGGAUCCGCGAAGAACUGCUUUCAUGGAGAAAGUGCGGGUCUUGGUUGCCCGCUUGGGACACUUUGCCCCUGUCGAUGCUGUGGCUGACCAGAGAGCCAAAGACUUCAUCCACGAUUCUCUGCCCCCAGUGUUGACUGAGAGGGAGAGGGCACUAAGCGUUUAUGGGCUCCCAAUUCGGUGGGAGGCUGGGGAACCCGUAAACGUGGGGGCCCAAUUGACAACAGAAACAGAAGUGCACAUGCUUCAGGAUGGUAUAGCUCGGCUGGUGGGUGAGGGAGGCCAUUUGUUUCUCUAUUAUACAGUGGAAAACUCCCGAGUUUAUCAUCUGGAAGAGCCCAAGUGCUUGGAGAUAUACCCCCAGCAAGCUGAUGCCAUGGAACUCCUGCUCCGCUCCUACCCAGAGUUUGUGAGGGUAGCGGACUUGCCGUGCGACAGUGUGGAGGACCAGCUUUCCCUGGCGACCAUGUUAUAUGACAAGGGGCUGCUGCUCACCAAGAUGCCUCUAACCUGAACUAGUUACUCCUUGAUUGCCAGAAACAAGACAGUAGUGAUUCUCUCCUACCACCACCACUUUUUUUGGGGGGAAAAUUCGUUCUUACCUUAAUAACCAUGACUGUGCUUACAUUUACCUUUAUGACUGCUUCAAUGUCACACAACUCAGACGGUCUUCUAGGAAACACCACCUCAUCUAGGCACAAAAGUAAAAGCAGAAGUUGGAGGUGGAAGAAGGAGCUUGUUCUGAAGUAACCCUGAUUCCUGAUCGUUUGAGAGUACCAACUUCAUCAUCACCCUCAGGCUUCCGUGUACUGUGUGGCAUUUGCUGUGUUACUCUGCUUGAGACAUUAGAAGUUUUUAUUUGGAAUUUGCAUCCUUCAUUUGAGUUCUCUUUCAUCAGUUUGGGGGGAGGGUUGGGGUCAGUAUCCUGUUUGUUACUGUGAGUCUGUGUGAAAGUUAGAAAAGUUAUUAAAAUGCCAGAGAAUGUUUUCCUUUUUCUAGGGCUAGAUUCUUAUGUGGCAUGGUCUGAAGAAACGUGGGAGGAGGGAGGUCGAUAGGGAAAAUCAACAGCUGAGGUGAAAGGUAACUUGGGACGGUUGUAGGAUUGGGGCCAAUUCUGCAACUUUGGGGGUAAUUGAUUCAUUUUAAUCAUGUUACUCGAACCCCAAACAGCACAAUCCUAUUAGAAAAGUUUUGAGUAUAUUAUGUUUUUAAAAGUGUAUUAGGGUUUUGCUCAGUGCUUGCUUGCAUCAGUGGCUGGCACUGCUCCCAAAGAGACAGAAUGUCACCUAGUUGUGCUGUCAUAGGCCUCAGUCAGCCAACUUGUAGCAAGCUGGCCAUGAGGGAAGGCUGGUGUUCAAGUUACUUUCCACUCUCAUUUUUUUCUGGCAGUUGGAAGAAACUUCCCCAAAUCUGGCAAGUGAAUAUUCUCAUGGUUGGUGGAAAAGAGCCUGGUGUACCAGAGAGAGCACUGGACUUGGAAGCAGAAGACCUGGGUUUGGGGUGGUGGCUGGUGGGCAGCUGGCUGAAUGACCUGAGGCUGCUGCUGCGCCUGGGCACACUGAUUUUGGCACCAGCAGCCAAACAAGCUGCCUGCCGAACUGCCGUGAAGUCAUCAGAGAAGCAGUUCAGAAAGCUUGGGAGAAGCUUGGCGGUCAUGAGCUUGAGCCCACGAAUCAGGGAGAGGGCUUCCACACGCUCCUGGGAGUUUCCUUGACCCAGCUUGACUCUGUAAGGCACAGGUGCUUUUAUUUUCCCUCCUUAAACUUUUGGUCCCUCGCCCUAUGCCCACCCCCAGUGCCCUCAGGAUAAAAUCCAACUUCUGUAGGCUCUCCAUUAUCCAUUCCCACCCUUUGCUACUUAGCCUUAUGCACAUUAAUUUAAGUUUCACCAGGUAGAGAGACCUCAACUGUUUUAUUUACUUGAAUCCCUAUUACCUAGAGUAUGCUAGGCGCUAAACUAUGUUGAAUGACUGAAUAAAGGAAACUUUAAACAUGGAUCUCUUGCUACAGUCAAGUUCUCUUCCCCACUGCCCUCACAUGUGCCAUGUUCAUUGCUGUAUUUGGCUCCCAGUGUGGAAGGUCUUACCUUCUCUCUGCCUACGUAGUCUUACCCAUCCUUCAUGAAACUUGACUUUGCUAGGCAUUUGUGUAUCUUGCCUGUAUAAUCAGAAUCAUGGCAUACAUUUGAACUCUCAAACAUCUAAAACAGUGCCUAACACCUAGCGGGCAUUCAAUUAAUGAUUCUUCCCUUAGCUACAUUGUUAGUGUCUGUAGGGGCUGUUAAUGUUUUAUUUUAUUAAAAACAAAAAAAUUCUGCAAUGGGAUCUAUACAAUGCUGAGCAGACAGAGCAGCUUAACAAAUGCUGGCUGGCUGGAGCCCAGGCUCCCUGGACACUUUUAAGAAUAAAAAAGCUUCUUUCUCCAUGUUGA